Messenger RNA from Colletotrichum graminicola M1.001, 1068 nucleotides. RefSeq names its product DNA/RNA non-specific endonuclease. Gene Ontology annotation, cellular component: mitochondrial inner membrane; nucleus. The transcript has a single exon. Gene Ontology annotation, molecular function: metal ion binding; single-stranded DNA endonuclease activity; nucleic acid binding. The coding region runs from base 1 to 1068 and encodes 355 amino acids. NCBI's taxonomy places the organism in Eukaryota, Fungi, Ascomycota, Sordariomycetes, Glomerellales, Glomerellaceae. The record is from RefSeq and is a predicted model, not a curated record. Gene Ontology annotation, biological process: apoptotic DNA fragmentation.
AUGUCCAAAACCACAUCUCUCGCCCUCAUCGCAGCUCUAAGCGCAGGAGGCGGUGCCGCACUCACAGCGACAAUGUACUCGCUCCGCUCCCCGAAGCAACCUGCCCCCUCGACAACCAACGCGAGCCCCCCGUUAAACUCUCCAUCCGUCCCGGUUCCCGCUACCCAAGUCUUCACCAACCCCAGCGCGCCGCUCCCUCCUGCGGCCGCCGCGCCGUCCCCGCCACUGCCCGGAUCUGUCUCCGGCAACCCCGUAGACCCGGCCGGCCUCUUCGAAUACGGUUUCCCCGGCCCCGUCGCCGACCUCGCGCAGCGUCCUGCCCUCAUAUCGAGCUACGACCGCCGCACGCGCAACCCGCACUGGGUCAUCGAGCACAUUACCCCGGCCUCCCUCGCUCAGCGUGGCGGCGACCGCAAGAACAGCGCCUUCGUCGAGGACACCUCCAUCCCCGAAAAGUUUCAGGCUAAGCUCAAGGACUACUUCCGCAGCGGCUACGACCGCGGCCACCAGGUCCCUGCCGCCGACUGCAAGUGGUCCCAAAAGGCCAUGGACGACACAUUCUACCUCUCCAACAUGUGCCCCCAGGUCGGCGACGGCUUCAACCGCGACUACUGGGCGCACUUUGAGGACUUCUGUCGCCGCCUGACCACCCGCUACCCCUCCGUGCGCAUUGUCACCGGCCCGCUCUACCUACCCAAGCGCGACCCCGUCGACGGCAAGUGGUACACAAAAUACGAGGUCAUCGGCAACCCGCCCAACGUUGCCGUCCCCACGCACUUUUACAAGGUCAUCUUUGCCGAGGACGGCAAGGCCGGUGGCAACGUCGCCAUUGGCGCCUUCGUCAUGCCCAACGCGCCCAUUCCCAACAAUAAGCCGCUCUCCGAUUUCGAGAUGCCCCUCGAGGCCGUCGAGCGCGCCGCCGGCGUCGAGUUCGCGUCCAAGCUUGCGCCCCAGCGUCGCAAGAGGCUUUGCAGCGAGGCGUCGUGUGCCAUCGUCGUCAAGGAGUACGCCGAUAGGCAGAAGUCGUUCGGCAAGGGUGGCUCGCAGUCCCGGAGCCCGAGCCCCUAA